Messenger RNA from Aspergillus puulaauensis, 1461 nucleotides. RefSeq names its product kynureninase (gene bna5-1). Lineage: Eukaryota; Fungi; Ascomycota; Eurotiomycetes; Eurotiales; Aspergillaceae. The transcript is spliced from 4 exons. The record is from RefSeq and is a predicted model, not a curated record. Gene Ontology annotation, molecular function: pyridoxal phosphate binding; kynureninase activity. Gene Ontology annotation, biological process: NAD+ biosynthetic process. Gene Ontology annotation, cellular component: cytoplasm. The coding region runs from base 1 to 1461 and encodes 486 amino acids.
AUGGGUUCCAGACUCCACGCCCAGCAGAUCAAGAAUGCGCCACCUCUCCCAUACCAGGACGAUAGCAGGGCCUUUACAAGGGAAUACGCAGCAUCUUUAGACGCCCACGACCCUCUGAGCAAGUUCCGAGACGAGUUUAUUAUUCCUUCAGCUAAGGACCUCAAAAGGAAGACGCUGGACCCUUCGCAGGCCUCCGAUGACCCCUCGGACGCCCGCUGCAUCUACCUUUGUGGAAACUCCUUGGGCGUUCAGCCCCGCAAUACUCGAAAGUAUAUCGAGUACUACUUGCGGACUUGGGCCAUAAAAGGCGUAACGGGGCAUUUCACUCAUCAUGACGAUGAGCUCGUCCCGCCAUUCGUCGAUGUCGACUCGGCAGGCGCGAAGCUCAUGGCUCCAAUUGUCGGAGCGUUGGAGAGUGAAGUGGCCGUCAUGGGUAGUCUGACUACAAACCUACACUUGUUGAUGGCUAGUUUCUAUCAGCCAACACAGGAACGGUACAAGAUUAUCAUUGAAGGGAAGGCGUUUCCGAGUGACCACUAUGCGGUUGAAUCGCAGAUUCGGCACCAUAAUUUCCAGCCAAAAGAUGCCAUGGUUCUUAUUGAACCUCGAAACGCUGAGCGUCCUAUUCUCGAAACCGAGCAUAUUCUUGCGGUUAUCGACGAGCAUGCCUCGAGCACGGCUCUUCUGCUUCUUUCUGCUAUUCAGUACUAUACUGGACAGUAUUUUGAUAUCGAAAAGAUUACUGCUCACGCUCAUUCCAAAGGCAUUGUGGUCGGCUGGGACUGUGCUCAUGCUGCGGGUAAUGUGGACUUGCAACUACAUGACUGGAACGUGGACUUUGCUGCGUGGUGCAAUUACAAGUAUCUUAACAGUGGUCCUGGUGGAAUGGCAGGCAUCUUCGUGCAUGAGAAACACGGCGAGGUGAAGACAAACACGGCGGAUGGAGAAUUGGAGGCAUUCCGGCCCCGGCUUUCUGGCUGGUGGGGAGGAGACAAAGCUACUCGGUUUUUGAUGGAUAACCGUUUCGUCCCCCAGAGCGGCGCCGCAGGCUAUCAACUAUCAAACCCUUCGGUCCUUGAUAUGAAUGCGGUUGUGGCGUCCUUGGAACUAUUCAACCGGACAACCAUGUCUGAGAUUCGCCAACGUUCCCUUCAGCUUACGGGAUACCUGGAACACCUUCUCCUACAAUACCCGCUCGAUGGACUUUCCGACAGGCCUUUCACUAUUAUCACACCCUCGAGCCCCUCAGAACGUGGUGCCCAGCUCAGUUUGCGUCUGACGCCGGGCCUCCUAGAUGGCGUAUUGGUGACACUGGAGGAACAUGCGGUAGUGAUCGACGAGAGGAAGCCGGAUGUCAUUAGGGUUGCACCCGCGCCCUUGUACAACACGUACGAGGAAGUGUGGCAGUUUUGUCACAUCUUCUUAGAAGCUUGCCGUACGGCGAUGCAAGCUAAGGCCUAG